UUCGGCGAGGCCAUGUGCCGCGUUUACCUGUUCCUCAGCGUCUGCUUCAUCAGCAUGUGCAUCCUCUCCAUCUCCACCAUCAACGUGGAGCGUUACUACUACGUGGUGCACCCCAUGCGCUACGAGGUGAGGAUGACGGUGGGGCUGGUGGCCUGCGUCCUCGUCGGCGUCUGGCUCAAAGCCGUGGCCACCUCCCUCGUCCCCGUGCUGGGCUGGUUGUCCCCCGACCGCCCACCGGUGCCCGCAAGCCGUGGCUGCCUCUUCAUGUUCAAGGUGGCGCGGGUGGCCGCCAUGCACCACGGCCCCCUCCCCACCUGGAUGGAGACGCCGCGACGGCGCUCCGAAUCGCUCAGCAGCCGCUCCACCAUGGUCACCACCUCGGGAGCACCACGUACCACCCCGCAGAGGACGUUCGGCGGGGGCAAGGCGGCCGCCAUCCUGCUAGCCGUGGGGGGGCAAUUCCUCUUCUGCUGGUUGCCCUACUUCUCCUUCCACCUCUACACCGCCCUGAGCGCACAACCCUUGGUGGGGCCAGCGGCCGAGACCGUGGUCACUUGGCUCGGUUACUUCUGCUUUACCUCCAACCCUUUCUUCUACGGGUGCCUCAACCGGCAGAUCCGGGGCGAGCUGGGACGGCUCCUCACGUGUUUCUUCAAGCAGCCGCCCGAGGAGGACCUGAGGUUUUUUUUGAACACAGAAGACCAUCCCCUGUAG
Molecule: messenger RNA, 714 nt
Organism: Charadrius vociferus (killdeer)
Lineage: Eukaryota; Metazoa; Chordata; Aves; Charadriiformes; Charadriidae
Gene: GPR61
Product: G protein-coupled receptor 61
Exons: 3
Biological process (GO): G protein-coupled receptor signaling pathway
Cellular component (GO): endosome; signaling receptor complex; plasma membrane
Molecular function (GO): G protein-coupled receptor activity
Source: RefSeq, a predicted model, not a curated record